GCGACCUUGCCUGCAAAGAGCCGUUGCCUUGGGUCGUUUUCUCGAUUGAUCGUUGCAGAUCCCUCUUCGUUCUGGCCAUGUGCAAUCUGACGCGUUCGGAUGAACGACGCGUCCUCCUGCCCACCCCCUUGUUUCGGUCCGCGCGUCCGCGCGUUUUCUCCCGCCUCUGUUUUCACUUUUCUCUGGUGUUUCUGCUUGUGCAACCGUUCUGCAAGGACGGCGCAGCAAAGAAGAUCAUCAAGUAUCGAUGUCCACUUCGUUUGCCUUGUUUUUUCGCUCUCUUUGUUUUUUCGUUCCACUUCCCCUCGAAACUUGCCAAAAAUAUAAAGCUCGGCAAAAAGCUGGCACAACUUGCAUGCUUGGCCUGCGGCGGGGGAAGUUCCUUUGGGCCCCGUGUCCCAUGGCCUGCGAAACGCAGCCAAUUUGCCGUCAGUUCGCUGACCAGAACGAAUAAAAAUAAUGGCUGGGGCAUCUCACUUUGACCCGGCGGUACACACCCCUGCCUCGGCUGCUGUCUAGACGCAAACGUCGUUGUUCCCUCUGAGCGAUACAGAUUCACCUGCUUCCGCCUCGACUUCUGCCUCGACGCCUCAGUUCUGUGCUUGGGCGGUCUGCUUCUCUUUCCGAGCGUUCUUCCCUCCUCGACCAUGUCUUCUCCGAGGCACAGGCGAGGCUGGCGGCGGCGCAGCUCUCGCGACUCCAACUUGUCAGAUUCGUUCGCUUCUGAACGGAACUGUCUCACCUCUCCUGCGGGAGAAAACGCUGGACAGGUUGAAGCCACCACUGCUCCGAAACCGGAUGCCUUUGUUUCUCCCUCUAUUAGCGACCGUCCUCUGCUCCGACGCGGUUCCCAGGAGCCUGACGGUCUCGCGGCCCCCAUGUCGCCAAGAGAACGUCCCUGCGCUUGCUCGUCCUCCUUGUCUCCUUGCUCGUCUUCAGAUUUAGCGACCUGCAGACGACGCUCAGUCCGUGGUAACGCAAGUAACGCGCCAGGAGAUUCCGAUUUGUCUGAUCCUUUGUGUGAGGCUGCGGAUGAAAGCGGCACCCAAGAAAGACUCCACAGCAAGACUGCAGAGCAGCGCUCUUCACUUGCCCUCUCUGCUUCCUCGUGCUCGGAGUCCGACUCCGAUCUGUCCGAUGGCCCUCCGUCUCCCCGUCCGCCUGCGAGCGUCCCUCGCUCUCCUUCCUCUUGGGCGCCGACCCAGUCGCGCGUCUCUUCCUGGCUCGCGGACGCGAGAUGGGAGAAGAAACUGAAGGAAGACAGCAUCGUGCGAACAAGCCCAGAGGCCGACGCCUUGUCCAGGUCCAGCAGCUUCGUCUUUGUCAACGCCGAGUUGUGUGCCGAGGUAGCUGCGCGAAUUCGCAGAGCGCAAGAGCGCGCGAAGCGCCUCGCGAGCUGUGGCGACGAGUCUGAGCGCGAUGAAGCUCCAGACUGUCGGAAGAGUCGCGCUGAGACUCCCGCUGAGGCUCACGACUCCGAGUCCGAAGAAGAGAUCUCUCCACGCCUCCAAACGGAUGAGAGAGAAGAUCAGAGCCCAGCAACAGAGGCAGCAGGGCCUUCGCUCUCCUCUUCUGCCUCCGUUUCGCCUCCCCUGAAACGCAGCUCUGGCGCAGAACGCCCGUCCGAAACGUCCUGCCAUGGGGACUCUUCUCCCUUGCCCACACUGUCUUCUUCUUUGAAGGAACAGACAUUUUCGGCCGGUGGCCUCACGACUUCGUCAAAAGCGAUCCCGCCGGGUCCUCCAUCGGAGGCUCGUCCUUUUCUGGCUUCUGUCUCCUCCGAGGUGUCUCCGUCACCCUCUUGUGCGACGAUCGAGUUGCCUGUCUCUCGCGACCGCCCCGGCGGGGAUUUCACCCUCGUCCCUCCAGUCGGUGAAGUCACUACGCUCCCUGCGGUUCUCUCCUCUCAGCCUUCUCCUGCUUCGCCGGCGCACCGGCGAGACGCCUUCUCCUCCUGGUCUCGACAGUUUGUGUCUUCUCCCGAGGGCGUUUCUGGCUCGUCUUCUCCCGCUGCUGUGAGGUCCUCAACGUCUCCGCAGCCGUGGUGCGGCUCUGAGGCGUCCCCCGCCACCGGGGCCUCUUUUCUCUCCUCCGUCUUCUCCUUUCUGCCUCUCCCCAUGUUUCAGGAGGCUACAGUUCACCAGGCCGAGCGCCAAGGGCGAUCCAUCAAAUCGCGCGGAUCCCAGGCGAGAGCCUCUCUGCAGGGAGGCUUCGAUUCCGUGCAAAGAAGCAGGCGGGACAGCACUCGCCGAGGCGAUGAGAGAUGUGAAGGACUUCGUUCCUAUGACGAUGAGAGCGAUACCUCGUCGUAUCUGGACGCGUCCAGACGUCCCGGCUGUCAAAAGGAGGUCACGACGUUUCUCUCAGAUCUGUAUCAACAGACGCAGAGACGAAGUCCCCUCCCUUUCCAACUGUUUCUGCGCAGGAGCACCUCGCUGUUCUGCACCUGUUGGGGCGUACUCCUCGUCGUCCUCGGCCUCGGCGUCCUCUACCUCUCCGGAAAGAGCCAAGAGUUCGUUGUUCCGUACGAAAGCGGCAUGACGACGACUUCGGUUUUCCAAGUUCCGGAACACUUGGAAGCCCCCGUCUUCGUCUACUACAGAAUCACGGACUUUUACGGGAACUACCGACCUUACCUCAAAGACGGACCUGAAUCCGUCAGCACCAGCUACAAGUGUGACAUUAUCCUCUCGCAGCGAGAGGCUCUCGACUUCCGCACAUUCAAUGGGGUCCUCACUCUGCCCACGCUGCGCAGGAGCAUCGAUGGAAAGCCGAUCCCCGAAGACAGUCCUCGCGCCUUCCCCUGCGGUCUCCAGAGUCUGUCGCUGUUCAACGACAAGUUUUCCGUCCACCGCGUCGUCGCGAACUACGCCGAAGAGGAUCUGUCCAUCUCCACAGACGACAUCGCUUACCACUGGGACUUCACCCGCUUCAUGGUGCGUAAUUCAACUUGGGAGAAGCUGGAUGCCAUGCCGUGGAUCCUGCCGAGCGAUGACCGCUUCCGCGUCUGGCUUCAUCCCCCCUUUACUCCUUCCUUUCAGAAACUCUACGGGGUCAUCAAUACCUCCCUCGAACCGGACAAUUCGUAUUUCCUACGAUUCUCUGAAUCUCAAUGGCCAGCAGAGCAGUGGCAAGCGACGAAGGCGAUCGUUUUUGUCUCGCUCGCUCCCGUCAUCGGUGGAGCGAACUAUCCUCUCGCCUACGCGUGCCUCGCGACAGGCGGUUUCUGCCUACUAGGAGUGAUUCUAUUGUGGCUUUUCUACUGGUGCGGCCUUACCUUCACGAGUCGAACAGUGAGGGAGACGGACAUGGAGUCGGUGAUACGUCAGGCCGAGGGAGACGAUGGCGUGGAUCUCCCGGGAGCCGGGCAUGGUGGGGGCCUGGAGGGACCAGCCUCCCCGCAGGCCGCGGGCCGUGGAGGCCGCGCGAUUUCCGGGGGCGACGUCGCUGCGGCGGCGCCGUUUGUGGCGCGGAAUUUUCCUGAGCCGAUUGCAUGCGUCUGUCCUUUCCACUGUCCGUGGCCGGAAGGCGGGAAGAAGAAGGAACGGCGGGAGAGGCUGCGGGGAGAGGGUAAAGAUCCCCUGCUUCAGCUGCCGCCGGCUGGCCUCGGGACGCGCAAGAAGCUGCAGAAGCGAGCGUCGAACGCCUCCGCCGCGGCGUCUGGCGAGGAGACCAGUCAGGCGCUGAACUCCGCCGAAGAAAACGUCUCCGAGUCGAGUUUCCCCUCUGGGGGGGCUCAGGGACCUGUCUUCCAAGUCGAGCCUGUGGAGGAGACGCGCGAGCCAGAACGCGACCGUCCACCCAUGCUCAUGUCUUGCCUCUCUGAGUUUCCUCAAGAGAGCGAAGUGGAGCCUGCUGAGAGGAUGGAGAAAGAGGAGAACGAGGCGCGACCGCGGGGCAUCCUCGCGAUCGAAGAGUCCGACGGAACUGCAGGCGACGCCCUGGAGGAUCCUGCUCUAGGCGAGUAACGAACGGCGGAGACACAUGGACCGGCUCUGGAAAUUGGGAAGUCCAGAGAAUCCGAGAGGCGCUGUCCACGCCGCUCGAGAAAGCAACGACCCACAGCGUCCAACGGGUCGUAGGAAGAAACGAGACAAACGACGGACGCGGAGACGCAGGAAAGAAACAGACGAAUGCCAAAAAAGAGAGAAAGCGCGUUCGUCACACCCCAAAAGACGUCGUAUAGAGUCGCCGUUUGUCGCCGGAGGACGCGACUGCGAUCGCGAAGUGAAGAACGCGGUUUCCCCGAUAGGAACUUUCCUUUUUUCAUAAUGGGUCUCUGGGGUUCCGAUGGGGAGGCGGCCAGUUCUCAGCCCCCGUGCAUGCAAUCUUGUUUCAAUCCGAGAGUGACACGCAGAGGGUCUCUUUCCGUGAAAAGCAGAGAUGCACUGUCCCUCGAGGCGCAGAAUUAUUUGAUCUCUUGAAUUCUCAAAAGUGACUUCUGUUCUCUGGUCGUCGUCCACUCUCGAUCUCCGUAAAUGUACAAACUGGGGGUGCUCUCGGUGACUGCUGCGGAACGAUGCCUCAAAACGUACCUACGAAUAUAUAUAUAUAUAUAUAUGUAUAUAUAUAUGUAUUUAUAUAUAUAUGUAUAUAUAUAUAUAUGUAUAUUUAUGUCCGUGUUUGUUUCCUGCUGCAUGUGGGGCAUUUACUUCUGAAUGUGUACUUGCGUGGAUCUCUCGAGCUCUGUGUCAGUGCGUGUACAUGCCUCCAAGAAAAUGUACGUAGGCUGCAUGUUUCUGUCGAUGACGAAGGAGCCGAAAAGGCUCCCGUCGUUCGACGGAACGCAGGAGCGUCCGCGGCAGCUGCGCCACGGAUGCUGAAGGCCGCGAGGGUCUGGGGCUUCCUUCACUCAGAGACUCCACAGGAUGUCAAUUUGCCCCCAAAGUGUAAAAAAACAUGCACGC
Toxoplasma gondii ME49 is the source of this 4907-nucleotide messenger RNA. RefSeq lists its product as hypothetical. Gene Ontology annotation, cellular component: Golgi apparatus; plasma membrane; endoplasmic reticulum. The transcript is spliced from 7 exons. Bases 648 to 3968 code for a protein of 1106 amino acids. The record is from RefSeq and is a predicted model, not a curated record. NCBI's taxonomy places the organism in Eukaryota, Apicomplexa, Conoidasida, Eucoccidiorida, Sarcocystidae.